Messenger RNA from Pristis pectinata (smalltooth sawfish), 4253 nucleotides. Its product is annotated as bcl-2-like protein 11. The transcript has 5 exons. The coding region runs from base 151 to 825 and encodes 224 amino acids. NCBI's taxonomy places the organism in Eukaryota, Metazoa, Chordata, Chondrichthyes, Rhinopristiformes, Pristidae. The record is from RefSeq and is a predicted model, not a curated record.
GAGUGAGAUUGCGGUCUCUCUCCGGAGGCGUCUGAAACUCGCAGACAAAGACGACGGACGUGUACUGAACUCUGGGAGUUGGAGUACCUGACUAUAGUUUGCAUCGUACCCCCCCCCCCCAACACUACCCCCCAAAAGAAAACUCGAACAAUGUACAGUGAUUGCAACACGGGACGCAAAACUAGUCUCUACUGUAAUAGGCAUGGGAAAAGUUGUUAUAGUUGCAACGUUGUACGUUACAGCAGGGGACGAUGCAACCACUGCAUGUUUCCCAGAAGUGAGCGUGGAUCCGACUGGAAACAAUUUGGCAAGAGAUCAGACAUGUCAAGAGGUGAGCUUUCUGAUGAAGGAGAUACCCCUCCUAGCGAAAGUAUCCACUUGUCUCCAAACUUCGUUACGACAUGUCCACUCUUUAAUGUAAAUUUUUUGCGUGGACCACAUUCCCCUAUUGCCCCGUCACCGCGAUCCAGCAGGUUGUCCAGCGGAUGUUAUUCUCUUGACGCGGACAGCGGACAGAUGACUAAACCCAUAGGCUGCGACAAGUCCACACAGACUCCAAGCCCAGCUUGCCAAGCCAUCCACCAUGCACAGCACGCUUUGGCACAACUACAGCGUUUGCAGAAUCGUGGAGAGGAGAGGAUCCAUCCAGAGAUUUCAGUCCAAGAAAGAGCCGAGUUGAUCCCAAUGGACGUGCCACCUGAGGUAUGGAUCGGUCGGGAGCUAAGGCGAAUUGCAGAUGACUUCACCGUUUACCAUCAGACCGGAAGGGGGAAUGCCAUUCUGGGAGGAGGUGGAAGACUCAGUGUGAGGCAUCCCUUCGGAUAGGUUUGGAUCUCUCCUAAGUGGACUUACUUCAUUUGGAGCAGGCAAGAAACCAGAGACCACCGAAUAACCAGAUCAGACGUCUUUUGCACUGGAUAAGCACACUGUUCAGGCAAAGGAUCAACGGGGUAUGAUUGAUUCCCGCUUCAGUUUUACUUUCCAGAAGUACACCAGCCAAUAUGUAGCUUUAUUACUCAAAACUAGACAGAUGACUGAAGGUUUUGGCAGUUUCAAUGCUUGCUUCUCACCUGACAGAAAUUAAAGCUUUCUUUGUCUUGCAUACGUACUGGCAUCAAAAGUGCGGUAUUCUGAUGGGACAUACAUGAACUCAAUGGCUGAAUCACCCUCAUUCCAUGUCAUUAUACCGCAGUUCAAUGGAAGGCAUCGACCGGCAUGGACCUUUUCGUCAGGUGAUGUUGUCAGAAGGGCUCAGUGGUGGAUUAAUUUUGAGCCCAUGCAUUGUAUUCCACAAAUGUUUCCUGCGGUUAUUGGAACCUGAGCCAACAAAUAUCAUGAACAGCCGUACGUUUCCCCUAAAAUAACCAAAUACAAUCUGAAUUGUUUUUAUAACACGCCCUUUUUUAUAUAACUGAAAAUGAUCCAGUCUUAAGAUGCCUAGAAAUGUAUUGGUUGUAAGUUAUUUUGAACUGACUAUUUAUUAGAUAUAGAACAUCUCAUGUUUUUCUAGAUUGUUUUCCCCAUUCCCUCUUUUCUCCUUCACAUUCCUACCGCACCGCUUCUCUGUAAUCCGUUGCCAGACUGAGCCAGAAUGCACUCUGUCUGCAGUUUUUACUUUCAUGGCAUUUUAUUUCUGCUUAUUAUUUAAUUUGUUCACUUCUUGUAGCGUUUUCAUACAUUGUGUUGGAUGAUCCAGUGUAAAUGUUAAAGAAAUUCCCUAUCCCUGGCUUUCCCCCACCCCACAACAUGCUAAAACAUAUUUGUCUUUUUGCCCUGCAUUUUAAUUUCAUUUUCCUUCCUUGCACUGAUGACUUGCCAAAUACUGAAGGGGAAUUGACAUUCUUAACUGUGCAAUACUGUUGUACAUACUUGCAGGAAUAUUUUACAUCUUUGAAAGUUUGUUAUUUUGGUCAGAUUUUUUUCUUAUAAUAAAUUUGUUGAAAAACUAAAGUUUCUACAUAGCUUUGGCUUGCGUUUAAUCUUCCCUGUAGUUUAUUAGCCCACUGGUGGACAACACUAGCUACCAGAGCAAGGUUCAGAGGUAUUCAGUAGUCAUUGGAAAUGUAGCUUAAUCAAGACACUACAGACAGGUUGGAGGGAAAAAUACAUGAAUGGACCAAGAACUACUAAUCACAAUAACAUGUUUCUAAUUUCUAUUUUGGAUCAAAGUUCUCUUUUUGUUCAGCUACAAAUCCACAAUAUUUUCUAUAUUUUUUCCUAUAUUCUAAAAAUUUAACACUGCAAGAAGAGUUGUAAUCCGAAAACAAAAAGUGUGCAGAUGCUGGAAAGCUAAAAUAGAAACAAAAUUUUGGAAACACUCAGCAGGUCAGACAACAUCUGCAGAGAGAGGAAGAACAAAACUGCUGUUUAAGGUCGAUGACCUUUCAUCAGAAGAAUUGCGUGCCAUUUGAUUGCCCUGCUGUUUAAUCAUUGACUAAUAUGCACUAGCACUUGUUUUUUUUCUGCCUACUGUUUUGUAAUCCUCACCAAUUUAAAAAAAAAUCAUCAAUCUCAGCCUUGACAGCCCCAGCAGCCCCUGUACUUGCAGGGAGAGACUAGCAAAUUCUGCUACUGAAAGAGAUUCCUAGUUUCUCAUUUGGCUGUAAUUAUUAUGCUCCCCUGUUCUCGCAGCAGAUGAUGCAGUUUCUGUGCAUCAAUCCCAUUAAAUCCUUUUAAACGUUUCUAGCCCGUACCUCAACCUUUGAUCCUCAACCCAUUUAUAUAUCAUGCUUCUUAACUCAAGCCACUAAGCUUGCAGCAGCUUAAGCACAUCAAGGUGGUCAUAUCCUUCCUGUUGUGUGAUAACAGAUACUGAAUGUGGCAUUGAAGGGGGCAGGGGUUCUGACCGUAACACACUUCCUUUGAUCUUCUAGCCCUUUUGGAAUUCCAUUAGCCUUAAAGAUACACUUUUGUGUCCUGUCCACUGAUUUUCUUAAUGUUCUGCAGUUCCUAGUUUCAUCUCACUUUAGAAAAUAUAUCUUAUUGCCUACCUGCACUGCACUUUCUCUGUAACCGUAAGACUUUAUUCUGCAUUUUGUUAUUUUCCCUUGUACUACCUCAAUGCACUGUUGUAAUGAAAUGGUCUGUAUGGAUGGAAUGCAAAACAAGCUUUUCACUGUACCUCAGUACAUGUGACAAUAAUAAACCAAUUUACACACAUACACAUCUUUCUUGGGUUCAGAGAACUUGACAUUGUAUUUGACUGACUUUACUGUAUUACUGGGCACUUGCUCAAUGUGUACUUGCCCCACUUUUAAUUUCCUGAUCCAUAUCUCUCCUCACUAUUCCAUUUCAAUCAAUGAUCUCUACAAAUUGGGUGAGCUGCCCUCCUUCAUGGAGGUUGAGGAUCCAGAUCUCUAGGGACAGUGCUUAUUACUUCCCAUCACAAUACCUAUGGUUUAUUUUCAUUCAGACUGUUAGGUUGCAACCAAAUCCCAUACCAAGGCUGAGCACCACUGCCAAUUCUGUGCAGAAUCAUGUUUGCUGAUAACCUCUUGUAUGGAACUUUGUUAUGCUCCUCCUGGAAUUCCACUCAGGUUUUUGUUAAGAUAAAUUCAAUGGAUAAAAGAAGCUGUUCCUAGAUCUUAACCAUCAAUCAACAAUCUAAAUUACACGCAACACUUUCAAUACCUAAAGAAGAAGGGAUCAUCUCAGAAGACAUUUCCUUCCAAAAGAUGAAUGGAUGUGUAAAAGAAUCUGUUGGCCCUUGAGUAGGUUUUUUAUUUCAUGGACAGUUGUCUCCACAUCGCAUUGUUCAAGUGGAACACUGUCAUCCAUGUGUUAUUUACUUGAAAAUGGGUUUCAAUGUGUUUUUGAACAAAGCCAUUAUUCAUUAUUAAUAUUUUAAAAAGCUUUAAAAUGCUAAGUUGGGAACUGGAUAAUUGUGGUGCAAAACUUGUGACCCAAUGUACUUUUUAUUGCAGACAUCAUGUGAGUUUUAUUUCUGUUUAUUUUAAGGUGCAUAACCUUUAAUAUCUCCAGAUUGCCUAUACAGAAACUAUUUUAAACUGCAAAGGGAAACAAAAAUAUUACAGCUUGAAACUGAAUUGGGUUAAAUUUCUUCUGUGUGGGUGGAAAGUACUUUCGGUUCCAAAUCAAUGUUUUUGAAUGCAUUAUAUUGUGGUUUUACUAAAGAAUGCAAUUGGGAUUUGCUCCAAGUAUUCAGUUGAUGCAUUUUUUGCAGUACAGUGUUUUCUUCUUGUAUGUAGGUUGUGUACUGUUGCACUUGCACAAGCAACAAAGUUCUAAUUUUG